Messenger RNA from Paramacrobiotus metropolitanus, 1479 nucleotides. RefSeq names its product histone deacetylase complex subunit SAP18-like. Bases 401 to 997 code for a protein of 198 amino acids. NCBI's taxonomy places the organism in Eukaryota, Metazoa, Tardigrada, Eutardigrada, Parachela, Macrobiotidae. Gene Ontology annotation, biological process: negative regulation of DNA-templated transcription. The transcript has 3 exons. Gene Ontology annotation, cellular component: nucleus. Gene Ontology annotation, molecular function: transcription factor binding; transcription corepressor activity. The record is from RefSeq and is a predicted model, not a curated record.
AUAAAGCGGGAUUCGCCGGAAAAAUUUUAGAUUCUGACUUUUAACUCCAUUUUUUGCUAUUUUUAAUGUUUCUAUCGAGAAGUACUAAGUAUACUUAUUUAUUUCCAUUAUAUCCUUUCUAGUAAUUCGUGUAUGGAAUCUGGAACUACCAAGUGAAAGCAUUAAAUUUAGUCUAGUCACUAGUGAUUCUUGGAUGCUGGACAAUAGCAGACUGUUCGACAGAAGUGCGCUGACUGCCUGUGAGAUUCGUAAUGUGAAAAGUGAGAGUGUGAGACUGCAUAAAAGUAAGUAAGGUACGAAACGUUCUUAUUCCACGCCUGUGCCACCUCUAGCGACUGUUCGCACUGCACACCAUCUUCGACGUUCCGUCAAGCUCUUGUGAAUUGUCAAAUCUAUCGCCAUGGUCCCCGAAAGAACAGCACUUACGAAGCCGUUCGGGGACGUUCGCACGUACAAUUCCGGAAAACCGUACGAACUGAAAAUUCGCAUCCCUGGAGAUCGUGAUCACGAAAACUUCAUUACCCGGACAGUGGAAACAACAAGUCCCAACAACAUGAAAACGAAGCCUAAAACGCCGCCCCCGCUUGCUGGCGUGGAAGACCCCUUAGCUGACAAAUUCUCCGUAGAUCGCGAGAAAACAUGCCCUCUGCUUUUGCGAGUUUUUUGCAAUGUUGGCAGGCAUUUUUCCUUGAUGGAAUUCCUCAAUGGGAAUACACCUUCGGGAGAGUUACAAAUUUAUACGUGGAUGGAUGCUACACUCAAGGAGCUGACUGGUCUUAUCCGCGAGGUGCACCCGGACGCGCGUAAGCGGGGGACGUACUUCGAGUUCAACAUCGUGUUCCCUGAGCGUGGAUCAAGGCAGUAUCGCAACAGAGCCAUCGGUACCACUAAAAAUGGUGAAAGGGGACAAGAAGACAAUCUCACACUUGAGGCAGUCGAAUUUCAGAUCGGCGAUUUCCUUAGUGUCGCAAUCCAUCCGCCAGACCGCUUUGCAUGAAUUUGAUUAGAUUGUCAUCAGUGUGCAUCCAUCCGGACUGGCCGACCAUUCGUAUCCCAAUCCGAAAAUUUGCUGAUACCACAGAAGCCGAAUGACUGCCUUCAUAUGUUGGCGUGGACGUCUGAACUCUUUUCCUACACGUUUUAUACUGUCUUUUAAUGGCUUUUUGAAGCAAGAGGUUUUGGAGAACAACCACUUUUUUUGUUACUCUAAAUACGGGUAAAUGUCUUUUGGUAAUGGUGCUAGUAAGUUCUUUUGGUAGAGAAGAAUAUUUGCUGCACAUUAGCUUUUGGUGGUUCAUCUGUACACAACUUGUUUCCCCUGUUGGUCUUGUUGCAUAAUUAUUUUACGCUGCUUGUUUUUGCCAUGUGAAUAGGAAGACUGUUGUUCUGUUUUAAGAAGAGUUCUGAAAUUGGUUAAUAUUUAAUAAUCGAAUUAUCGAAACUUGAUCGGUAAUCUUACGAGUUGAAAUCGAAAUUAAA